UUAAGUUUACCAUAUGUACACGUUACAUAGUUAUCAUUUGUCGUUAUUGAUAGUAAACAUUCCAUUUAAUUUAAAGUUGUAUUUUUCGUAGUGUUGUUUAAAAAUCAAUAAGAAUGUAAUAAUAGUGAAUUAUAAUAUACACAAAUUAUAAUUUUUUUCAAACAUUUAUAUAAUGUUAUUACAUCUGAUACGUUUUCUUUGUUAAAGGUUAUGAGUCAUAGCCAGUUUCUUUAUAGAAUUUAUCAUUAACUUGUGCUUCCCAUAAAAUAAUUAUUCUAUCAUUGAAAGAAAUUUUGAAUAUGAUAAAAAUAUUAAUGAAAAGAGAAAAUAUAAGAAAGAAUAUAACAUUAAAAAUAUUGAAAAAAAAAAUAAAAUAUAAAUAUUGAUGUAUUAUAUAGUGAAUUAUAUUUAUAAUUAUUAUAAUAUAAAAAAAAAAUCAUUUAAAAUUUAAAGAAUGUUAUGAAGAUUAUAUUAUUACAUUAUAUUUAUUGAAAUAAAUAUAUAUCAUUUUUAUUAAAUAAAAUUUUAUGUAAGUGAUUAAUAUUAAAAACUUUGAAGAAAACGUGCACAGUAUUAUCUUUCAUUGUAGCAAGUAUUAAUAUACAGCUAAAUGUGCACAGUAUUGUCUUUUUAUAAUAGUAUUAACAUAUAGCUUACAGAUAUCUUCUGUAAGAUUUUAAACAAUAUAAAUAAAAAUUAAUUUGGUGAUAAAAAUUAAAAUUAAAAAUUACAAAGUACAAAAUAAUCAUAUAAUAAAUCUCAAGAUAUUUUUAAUAUCUAUAAUAAGUUAGUCAAUAAUUGGAGAAAGUAUAUUUUAAAAAAUAUGACUGGUCCAUUAAGAGACCAACCAUGGGGUUUACAAAUUAUAGAAUAUAUGAUAUCCAAAUGUUGUCCUCAUCAUCGAGUCAAUCGAAUGACAUGGCAUCAAGGUGGUAUUUUGUUACUCACAUAUUUAGCAUAUACAUGUUACCAUAUGACACGAAAACCUAUGUCUAUUGUAAAAAAUGUGUUGAGUUUUAAUUGCAGUACUUUAUCACCUCCUCCAAAUUUUUUAAUUAAUAGUAGUAAUCGAGAUACAUGGUGUGAUUGGGCUCCAUUUGACACUGCUGAUGCUCCAGCAUUGCUUGGCAUAUUAGAUUCAGCAUUUCUGUUUGCAUAUGCUGCAGCCAUGUUCCUCAGGUGACAUAUUGAAUGGUUUUAUAGCAGAAAGAGUAAAUCUACGAUAUUUUCUUACAUUUGGCAUGCUUGCAUCUGGUAUUUCUUGUUAUCUCUUUGGUAUUGCUAGGCCAUAUAAUAUUCAUAAUUUAUGGUAUUUUGUUCUUAUUCAAGCAAUAGGUGGUGUUUUUCAAACAUCAGGUUGGCCAGGUGUAGUUACAGUUGUAGGAAAUUGGUUUGGAAAAGGAAAAAGAGGAUUAAUUUUUGGAAUAUGGAAUUCUCAUACAUCAUUAGGAAAUAUUUUAGGCAGUUUAAUAGCUGCUGAAUUUGUGGAAUCUGAUUGGGGUUUAAGUUUUAUGGUACCUGGAAUAACAAUGGGUCUUGCAGGAUUUAUAAUAUUUUUAUUUCUUGCACCAAAUCCUAUAGAUAUAGGAUGUAUACCACCUGUUCCAACUAAAUAUAGAAAAUUUGAUACUGUUCAUAGUUCAGAUGAGGAUAGUGGUGCAGAGGAUUAUGAUCAAUCAUAUAGUCGUCUCACUUAUCGCUGUGCCUACCGCGAACAGGUUGAUAUUGAUAAUAUGGAAGCUGCACGAUCUGAAACUAGUCCAAUAUUACAAAGGCAUAGACAUGUACAAGAAUUUCAUAGAGGAAAUGCAAUUGGAUUUGCAAAAGCAAUGAUGAUACCUGGAGUAAUAGAAUAUUCUCUUUCUUUAUUUUUCGCAAAACUUGUUAGCUAUACAUUCCUGUAUUGGUUACCAUUAUAUAUUGCAGCCUCAACUACAUAUGGCACAACAUUAAGUGCAGAUCUAUCUACUUUUUUUGAUGUUGGUGGUAUUGUGGGUGCAAUAGCAGCUGGUAUUUUAUCUGAUUAUAGUGGUACAAGUGCUCUAACAUGUGCAGUCAUGCUUGGAUUUGCAGUUCCUAUUUUAUUCAUAUAUGACUACAUUGGAAGCACUGGAUGGACAUUCAACAUUAUAUUAUUACUAAUAGCAGGUCUAUUAGUAAAUGGACCAUAUGCCUUAAUAACAACUGCAGUAUCUGCUGAAUUAGGAACUCAUCCUAGUUUAGGAAACAAUUCUAAAGCUUUAGCUACAGUUACUGCAAUUAUUGAUGGCACAGGAAGUAUUGGAGCUGCGGUAGGUCCAUUACUAGCAGGAGUAGUAGCACGUUGGACUGGUUGGCAUAAUGUAUUUUAUAUGCUUAUGGUUGCAGACAUGUUGGCAUUAUUGCUUUUGUCAAGAUUAGUUUAUCGAGAUGUACAAAUAUAUAGACGACGACGAAGAACUAUUUAAUUUUAUUCUUAUUAAAUAAAAAACAAUGAGUAUAUAUGUACAAAUAAAUAAGUUCUUAAAUAUUUAUUUGUAACUUAAAUCAUUUUAUAAAUGAUGUAAAUUGUAUAAAAUGUUACAUUUUAUGUUCAAUUAUAUUUAAUUAAAAUUUGAAUGUUUUAUCAAAUUUUAAUCUUAUUUAAAAUCAGUAUAUCUAAAUAAAUAAUAUAUUUUUUACAUCU
Apis dorsata (giant honeybee) is the source of this 2665-nucleotide messenger RNA. RefSeq names its product glucose-6-phosphate exchanger SLC37A2 (gene MFS16). The transcript has 9 exons. The record is from RefSeq and is a predicted model, not a curated record. Gene Ontology annotation, cellular component: membrane. The coding region runs from base 1158 to 2447 and encodes 429 amino acids. NCBI's taxonomy places the organism in Eukaryota, Metazoa, Arthropoda, Insecta, Hymenoptera, Apidae. Gene Ontology annotation, biological process: transmembrane transport. Gene Ontology annotation, molecular function: transmembrane transporter activity.